This is a messenger RNA of Podarcis lilfordi (Lilford's wall lizard), 19053 nucleotides long. Lineage: Eukaryota; Metazoa; Chordata; Lepidosauria; Squamata; Lacertidae. The record is from the annotation of a GenBank genome assembly.
CCCAAGCCAAGGGAGGGGGAAGCAGAGAGGCAGCAGCUGUGGGGAGUUAACAUUGAAGACCUUAUGUUACAAGCUACAAAAAGACGGUCAGUGACUCCUAGACCUAGAGAUUUUUGGCGGGAUUCUGGGAUAGAGGCAGGGAGGGUGAUAACCAAGGUUACUACAAGGAGUUGCCUGAGAUGAUCCUCUAAUAAGGGAGGCUGUAAAGUCCUAUGAAUGGUGACUAUUCCCUAGAGACAAAUAAACAGCAAGGACAGGCCUUUCUCUCUGAGGCUGAAUACACACCAUUCGUUUACUUCCUGAAAGAAUCAUGGGAACUGUAGGUUACCCCUUCAUAGUACACCCAAAAAACUACAGUUCCCAUGAUUAUUAUUUUUUUAGGGGGGAGGGUCGUAUGUUUUAAAUGUAUGGUGUGUACACAGUUGCAAGAAAUGGGGUAAAACAGGUGCCAGGCUACUGAAAUAGUCAACAGACAUCCCAAGCACAAACAUUUGUUCUCUUACCAGAGAGCAUUUCCCAGUGUCCUCUUGAGGAUAUUAGAACUCACUGCUUGUUACAGUUUCCCAGGGGGCCCCUUCACAUGAGUGUGUAUGUGUGCACAUCACUUGAUUAUACAAUCCUUGAUGAAGCAGAGCUGAACCUGCAAGAACCAACUCCAUUGAAAACUCCAUUGCGUCUGAAGUUAUGGGAGGUGGGGCAGAAAUAUUUGAUCUGUGAUGGGUCAUUCACAUCGCCACUUGGAUGUUGCACUCAGUGAGUGACAGACAUGCGCAUGUGUACUGUUCAUAGAAAGGGGAGGGUCCACUUUUGGUCAUGUGAUCAAAACACCUAGAACUGAGAAGCUGAUGGUAUUACUAUCGAUGCAAAUUAUACAAUUAGCAGUACUAACAGUAGUUUAUCCUGCCAGGAGCAUUGCAAGAUCCUUAAACAAAUCAAGACACAGAACUAUGGGCCAUAUUUGUGCAUAUGCUCCUUUAUAAGUUUAGAUGCAAAUUUAGGCAAAGUUUCAGAGGGAAAUCUGCCCUGUAAGCAAAGUAUAUUUUACAUUUUUAAAAGGGGUGGAGCAGAAGUUCUAGAGCCUACUGAAACACCCCUCCAAACAAUACUCCUGUAUCCUGCAUUUCGCCCCAAAAGCUCAAAGCAGUGUGCAUCAUUUCAGUCUAUUCUAUCAAAGGGAAACUGAGUCUGGGUGAGAAUGACUGAGCUCAGAAUGAGAUGUCAGAGAAUUCUGGGCUUCAGCAGAAGAGGUCAUAUUUUUCAAAGCUCCCCAUCUCCCUCAUUAUUAGGUUUAGGUUUAUUAAGUUUGUAUAUAGCUUCUCACUAAGAAGUCCCAAAGCAGGCUAUAAGCCAGUAAAAAAAAAAGAACAAUACAGUGAUAACAAUUCCAAAUCAUUAGUUGCUGCCCAGAAAAAUGAAAAUGCAAAACCAUCCCAAGGUUGGAGCCAGGCAGGUCCCCUUGGGGGAGCAUUCCAUAAACAAGGGAGGGGGGGUGCUACUACAACUGAGUCUUCAACCUCAUGUACUUAGCAUUUGCACAGUGGUGUUCAAAGCACAUGAAUUUCCUCAUUGUAAUCCUUAUAACACCCCUGUGAGAUAAAGAAGUAUUAUUUCCCUAUACUGCAGAUGAAGGGACUCUGGAAGAAACAAAGCGAGAGAAUGGCUUUCCUAAGGCCUCCUGGUGAGUUCAUAGAAUCACAUAAUUGUAGAAUUGGAAGGGAUCAAAUAGGGAACUUCAUUAUUGGUAGCUCAGUCUCUUAGCCAUUACUCUACACCUGCAUUUACAGAAUGCAGGGGGUGUUUUUAGCAGGCUGGUUCAUAGAUAGCACCUCCCCCUGUCAUCUGCAGUAGUACAUUCCAGAAAUCUACCAGCUCUUUCUGGGAAAGCUGGAGAUGGGCUCUCUGGCAGAAAUAGAACUUACGGUAGUUAUUUUUUAUGACCUUCAGGAAUUAUAGUGCUUAAUUAUGGCACUAUAAUUGUUCCUCAGGAAUUAAAAAAGAAAUCUGGGCACUUAUGGAAUCAGUGGUUAAAAUCAGUGCAGUUUUGAAAGGUUCCGCCUGCCAUCUUGAUUCAAAAUGGUGUCCAGUUGUACCCAAACACUCUCCCAGAUUGAGUGCAAUAGUGGGUGAGAUUGCUGAUGGCUUUCCCUCACGCUCCCAGCCCCAUUUUCCCCCCUGAGCUAAGCAUGUGAAACUGAAAUCUAAGUUCCUCACCCUCUCCAUUUUAUCGUCACAACCAAAACCGUGAGGUAGGCAAGCUGUGACUGGCCCAAGGUCACCCAGUGAGCUUCAUGGCUGAGUGGAGAUUUGAACCCUGGUCUCGCAGGUCCCCACUCCAGUCCCUUAACCACUACACCACACUGGCUCACAGUUGUCUCGCCCGCUGGUCAUUGGCCUACCUAGCAUGUCUAACUCACAGAGGUUCUUCCUCCCUGUUUCUCCCCCAACUGCACGCCGUUGUGGGUUCAGGACGAGGGAAGACGCUGAGAUCCCAGCUGCCCAGCGUCUCAGCGGGAGGCGACUACGGCAAAGGACUUUUCAACAGGGAGAUGGGACCAUUGCAGAGCCAGCUUAGUCAAGGGGAAUACGCCUUACUCAGGCUUGCUCCCAUGUUGGAAAGUGACUUUGUGCAGGUAACUUGCAGCAAGAUCAAAUAACCCUUCUGGUUGCCAGGUGAAUUUUGUUCUCGUCACCCUUCCCCCAAGGGCACCUCUUCCCUAGAAAGUGGGCCCUGCUGUUGCCAAGUGAGACGCCUGAGUCAGUUGAAGGAUAUUAGGUGGCAAGAAGCAGUGGUGGGGCAUAGGAAGGUGGCAGAGCAAUGGAAGUUUCCAGCAAAUUCUGAAGACGCACCUCUUCAUCCUGGCCUUUGACCAGGGCUGGCCUGAGACAUUUUGCUGCUGUAGGCAAAAGGCCCCAACACCCCCCCCUCCCCAGUGCUGCUAUCUCCACCCCACAACACCCACCGCACCCCACAGAUCCAGGUCCCCACCCUGUUCCUGCCCCGGCACUGCUGCCAGCCCCAUCACCACACCUGUGGCUGUGCUGGCUGCAGCCACAACACAGCAGCAGUACAAAGACAGGGGAGGGGGGAGUCUCAGAUCCACUGCCUGAAUCAAGUGUCUUCGCUUCCGCCCUUGCCUCUGACCCCUGCAAUGUAUGUUUUAAGACCCACCCUACACUUGCGGUUGUAAUCUGGGUAACACUGUUUUUAAAGUUGCAUUUUAAAUUGUCGCAAGCCUCCCUCACAGGGAAGGUGAAGGACAGCUAAUAAACCAACCAGCAACAUUACUACUACUACUACUACUACUAGUAGUAGUAGUAGUAGUACCGUGUUGGCCUGAAUAUAAGCCUCACUUUUUCCCAAAUUCCCACUGUGAAAAGUUAAAGUGCAGCUUAUAUUUGCGAACUUAUAGUAUGCAGCCAGGAGCGCGGGGCAAACAGCACCAGGAGUGUGGCAAAGUGGCACCAGCCCUAUGUGUAGUCCCCCGUCCUCUCCCCCAAGGCCAGGAAGGGAGAGAGUGAGGAAGGGGAAAGGAUGCUGGCAACGCAGUGCCCACCCCCCAUAUGCAGCCAAGAGCAACGAGGAAUGGAGUGGCUUAUAUUCGGGUGUUUUUUUCAUUUUUUCUCUCCCCCCCCCUCCAAUUUUCAACCUGCGGCUUAUAUUCAGGUGUGGUUUAUAUAUAGGCCUAUAUGGUAUUAGGGUUGGAUUAACCAUUAGGCAAAAUAAGCACAAGUUUAGGGAAUCAAGGGAAGGGGGUUGCCAGAGAGAUUUUCCAUGGCUGGAUUUUUAACAUGAAUGGUCACAGAUUGCUCAGCUGAGCAUUCAUUUUCUCAGUUGAAGCCUAUUAAAAAAUCCCAGCAGAACCACUAUGCGACAAAGCUGGCCGGCUAGCCUUAUCUCUACUAAGUAUAGAAGCAGAUGAGUUAUGUGAGAUUAGUUUUGAGGAGCCGAUCAAAGACUUUGCAAUUAGGAAAAAGUAGGAGAAAAAAACUUCAAAUAUAGAUAAAGUGGAAGUAUACAUAUAUAUUUUAAAAAAUCAUUUUCCAUCUUACUGUAGGGUUUUUUCCAUUUUCAAAAAUAUCUUUUUAUUUUAUUUAUACUUUGAGUUGGAUAUAUAUGGGGGCACUAAAAUCUUUUAAGUGCUUAGGGCCUCUAAAGGUCCUAAUCUGGCUCUGAUUAUUAUUAUUUAGUAUUAAAUUGCUUGUCUGUUUGGCUUCUGUACGCGGAAAGGGGCUUGUGUGCGCCAUUUUGCCCUUCAGGCCUACCCUGGAAAUGUGUGAGGUGUUUCUCUGCCCAGAAUUGUAGCAGAUGCAGCCAUUUCUUGAGCGCUGGGAUUAAAAAGGACAGGAAGAACCGAAGCUGCUUCAUUUCCUUCCUGGCAGGCUGCUCCUAAAAGCACAGGGACAGAGCAAGUUAAAAGAAGAGGAAGAAGAUGGCCACUCUAGGCCCACCCCCCUUCCCAUCUCUCCUGAUGACUUAAUCUCUCAGGUAAUAGGGGAAGGGAUGUAGCUCUGUGGUGAAGCACAUGCUUGGCAUGCAGAAGGUGCCAGGUUCAGCCCCUGACAGGGACGGCUGAGAGAGACCCUUGUCUUUAGCCCUGGAGAGCUUCUGCCAGUCACAGUAGACCAUACUGAGCAAGAUGGACCAAUGGUCUGACUCAUUAUAAGGCAGCUUCUCGUCUUCCAAGAGAGAAAUUCUGGGGCUCAAGGCUGCAUGAAAUGGUUGAUCUUUAUUAGGCAUUUAUCAUUUAGCAAGUGUUAUCAGCCCUUCCUUAUCCUCUAAGGCUGCACCUUUAAAAACAACAGCAGCAGCAGCAGCAGCAGCUCCCGGGCCUUUAAUUGCUGGGCAGGCAGAACCUGAAUGGAUGAAGUUUCUCUCAUCGUUGCCUCUCCAGGCCAGGAAAUCUUCACUGGUUGAAUUUCUGCCUUUGCACAGAGAACUGACAGGAAAAUAAAUAGGCUUGCCCAAUGACCAGUUUUUAAAAAGUAAGCAAACAUCUAAGACAAUUUCUGAGCUUUUAGCACAGGCGUGACUUUAAGAAAAUGGCCAGGGAAUCUUUAUAAGACUUGGAGAUGGUAAGCAUGAUCACCUAUUGUAGGGUAAUCGAUUGUUAAAAGCAUAGUUUACAAGAGGAGUUUGAAAGCUGGCAGUCUUAACAAUGAUGUAAACAAAAUCUGCUCCUUUUCCCUUAUGGGGUACCCAAGAGCCCAUACAGAGUCCUUAAGUGGGUUCCCUACUGGUAGGAGAAAAUAACAGAGGCCAGCCAGAGAAUAUUGAGAAGCAAAGCAGCUAGUAAGUCUGAUCUUUCUUGAACUGUUGCAACAGGGUCCUCACUCACCACAUGCAGGAUGAACCCAGAACAAAGGUGUGUAAGCUCUUAUACAGUGGUACCUCGGGUUACAGACGCUUCAGAUUACAGACUCCACUAACCUAGAAAUAGUACCUUGGGUUAAGAACUUUGCUUCAGGAUGAGAACAGAAAUCACGCAGUGGCGGCAGCGGGAGGCCCCAUUAGCUAAAGUGUUACCUCAGGUUAAGAACAGUUUCAGGUUAAGAACGGACCUCCAGAACGAAUUAAGUUCUUAACCCGAGGUACCACUGUACCUGUAGCCCAAGACCACCCCCCAAUACAUCAUACAUACAUCAAGGAAGGGGCGGUCUACAGCAGAGGAGCUGAUCUGAUCUUCUGGAGGCUAUUGCUUGCAGUGUCAUUGGUUCCCACAUGAACCAAGAGGAAGGGGUAUUUGUCAGUGGGUUUUAUGAUUCCUUGCAGUCGUUCAGUUACAUCUUGGAUCUUAGCCCCGGGGAGACAGCACACUUCCCGAGACAUCUUGUCAGGCCCACAGAUCACUGCUUCUGUUCCCCUCAGUAGGGAAUCCCCUAUCACCACUACACGCCUCCUCUUAGGUUUGGCCAGGGUUCUUCUGUGAGCUGUCCGCUCCAAGGUCGCCUGCACAUUCCCUGAGGACUGACUUUGCUGCUCGUCUUCAUAUACCUGAUCGACUGUAAUGAGGGAGAUCCUCAAAUGGAGUCUGCUCUUCGUCUUCCAUGCUAGGGAGAGGACCUCAAAGCGAUUGUGUAUUUCUAAACAAUCAGAGCGAACCCUGGGCCUCCUACUUCUUUGAGUCACGUUUCUCCAUAUAUCUGGCUCCUGUGUUGGUGAACUAGCGUCCUUCUCAGGGGAGUCCCCUGUCUCCUCCUUGGUGGAGACGGUGUGCUCUGUUGCUUCCAAGAAGAGCUCCAGCUCUCUAAUUCUUUGGAGCGUAGCUACACGUUCCUCCAGUUGCUGGACUUUGUCUUUUAAGAGGGCAAUCAACAUGCAAUUGCUGCAGGUAAAGCUGCCUGCAACCUUUGGCAAGAUGGCAAGCAUUGCGCAGGAACCGCAGGCGACUGCAGCUGUUCCCACCCUCCAUCUUGAGAACGUGUCGUUGGGGGUGGCUACAGUGGUCCUCCAUCAUAAAAGCGUGAAGACAGGAAAAAUAACUCCCCACAAAAAACCUAGGUCUUCCCCAACAAACGUUUGAGACUAGCUCCCUAAAUCUAAAAGAUGGAUAAACUGCGCGCGCGCUGAGGCUGCGCCGCUGCCCUGCAAUCUCUGAUAAGCUCCUCCCACAGCUAAUCACCUGCCUCAACAGAAACCCUGCCCCCUCUGACCUUUGCACAGGGAGAGCAGCCAAUCAGUCACAAAGAAACACACACACACAAGAAAACCCUUUUUGCUCCUUCUUCAACUGCUGCCCUGCAAUCUCAUGACAGAUAUGACAGAUGCCCAAAUGACUCUUAUAUCCUAGGGAUGGUUCCUAUUCUGACAUCCUUCCCAUGCAAACCAUUGUUCCUCUUUUAUUCCUGCCUUUACCUUCUGCUGUUCCUGAAUGACAAACCACUAGAAUAUAGGUGGAGAACCCACAACCUGCAAUGGCUGAUGCCCAUUGGUACCGAUAGGGUGGAAGGCAGGGAGACCAACAGUAAGUGGUGCUAAUGAGCCAGAACCAAUGAGAGGCAGGAUGUGAAGGAUGGUGUGUGUGAUAUACAGAGGACCAGACAUUCUCUGGGGUGGCCCCCAAGCUAUGGAACUCCCUUCCCACAACUCUAGAAGUCAUAUCCCUAGCACACUUGCCUGCAGACGCACAUGCACAAACACCAAGGCAACAUCGAGCGCACUGUCUCCCACUUCACACUUUGCAUUUGAUGCAAUUCAUGUUGAACUGUGGCUCAGAAAAGGAAAGAGGAAGCCUGUUUUGAACAACAAAACACAGCCAUUUAUCACAAACAGCAACUAUGAGAUGUUUUCCCCUUAGUGUAACAUCUUUGUGAUUUUAAUAUUAAAUCAUACGAUAGGACUUAGAUCCAGGCUAUGACAAAGUCGGUUCUUCCUGGAUACAAAAUGCCGCUGCUUGCCCCCGGUGCUACACACAAAACCACCUGUCAGAUUGCCGCCGAAUGAGUUUGACUGUAAUUUCUUUUGCAAUUAACACGGCCAGAUCCACGGGAGAUAAAAUGUUCUUGUUUGUUUGUUUAAGGGACACUGCUUUGAUCAGUUUACUAACAAGCCCUGCUUUAGAAGCUAGUGCAAAACCAGCUAUAGCUGGGUUUAAAACGAAAAAGAAAAACCAAUGCAGAGUUGAGAGCUGUGGCAAUACCUCAGGUACUUUCUGUGUGGGAAUAUGGCAGCCGCAAAUUUAUAGAAAUGAAGCUGCUUUGGGGGCUCAGGCCUUCCUUCCCUAUAGACCUUUUUAGGUGCUGAGACUGGCAGAGGGGGCCCUCUUAGUAGUUCUGUUGCUUGGGGUGGGGAGAGAGUGGCAGCUUGGGAGAAGAUAUUCUCUACGGCAGCCCCCAAACUAUGGAACUCCCUCCCCACAGAUGUCAGACCCUCCAAAUAUCCUUAUUUUCCAGGGGAAAUAGGUUCAAAAAUCUUCGAACCUAGCAGUUUGAAAGCACACCAGCACAAGUAGAUAAAUAGGUACCGCUGCGGCGGGAAGGUAAACGGCAUUUCUGUGCGCUCUGGUUUCUGUCACGGUGUCCCGUUGCACCAGAAGCGGUUUAAUCAUGCUGGUCACAUGACACAGAAAGCUGUCUGUUGACAAACGCCGGCUCCCUCGACCUGAAAGCAAGAUGAGCGCCGCAACCCCAUAGUCACCUUUGACUGGACUUAACUGUCCAGUGGUCCUGUACCUUUUACCUUAUUUUCCAGGGGCAGUCCUGGAUUUACAGAAGCUGUCCUGGUUUCUGAUUUGAUCCCAGAAUAUUCCACUUUUCCUUGGGAUGUUCCUAUUUUCAUCUGAUAAAUGUUGGAGGGUAUGGAGUUACCCGAUCCCCGAGCCACCUGAAGGCAGAGGGUAUAGGGAAUCUUUGUGAUGCUUAAUGUUUUAGUAUGCUUUCAUAUAUGUUAGAAGUCUCUCAGAGUGGCUGGGGCAACCCAGUCAGAUGGGCAGGGUAUAAAUAGUAAAAUUAUUAUGAUGGAAUAGGAUGUCUCUAUUUUCAUCAGAGAAAAGUGUGUGAAAGGUGCAUCACCUUCAUUAUAUACAGCUAAGGACCUGCCUUUUUACCUCAGCUUUUGAUACUUGAGGCGUCAAAAUAAGACCCAACUUAUUUUUAUGGUUGCUAGUUGUUUUGAAUUGUUUCUAUAUUGUGUUUUUAUGCCGUAACUUGCCCUGGGAGCUUAGGGUGAAGGGCAGGUAAUCAAUCAAUCAAUCAAUCAAUCAAUCAAAUAAUAGACCAAAUCGGACCACUGGUCCAUCCAGGUAGUUAUUAUUUAUAGCAACUAGCAGCCGCUCUCUGAGGUAUCAGAAAGGGAGCCUUUCCCAGGCCUAUGUGGAAAUGCCAAGGAUUGAACCCGGGACCUUCUGCAUGCCAAGCAGGUGCUCUACCCACUCAGCGAGAGCCGUCCUCCUCCAAGUGUGUCCCUGCUUUCAUUUGUGAAAUGUAGGGUGGCACGUUACUCACAUCCCUUAAAUUAUCUUCCCCGUUCUUAUGGAGAUGUAAAAACAGUUAACUGGCAGUCAUUAUAGGCCCUUAUUAUCCUAUGCAGCAAUUUCAGACUUCAGAGCGAGUGCCUGACAUGCAGGACAAGAGUAAUUUGUGUUAUGUUUCUGCAAAACAGCUUAGAUUUCCUUAUUCUGAUUCUUCUUCUUUUUAAGCAUAUCAGCUUCGGCUUGUUGUUACAUUCAGAAGCUCCCCUCUCUUUCUCAAGCACAUUUAUACACACACACACACACACACACACACACACACAUAUAUAUAUACACACACACACACACAUAUAUAUAUACACACACACACACACACACACACACACACAUACAUACACACAUAUAUAUAUAUAUAUAUAUAUAUAUACACAUAUAUACACAUAUAUAUAUAUUAAAGGCAGGACUCACUGAAAUUUGUCCAGAUCCUCCUUGUGGAAAGAGAGCUUCCAAAUUAAGACCACUCCAUAUGUUGUUAAGCAGGUGGAGACUUUAAUUGAAAACCUGCCUACAAGAGAGGCCUAAAUAGGUUUGAGAAUGCAGCACUCUUUGGUUUCCUCUGUAGGAAAGACCUAUCGACUUUGCCUCCAACAAUUUCAGCAACCCUGCCUCCUUAUUAACUAAUGACAAACUUUUCCCUAUUUGCUCAUGUAAAAGUCUCUCCGUUGUGAUCAUAUAUUGAGAUAAUAUUCCAUAACCCUUUUCUUAUUAUCCAUUGGUCCACACCCAGUUCUGUAUCUUCAGUUUCCACUUCAUGUUGCAUUUGCUAUAUUUAUCCAGCUUUAUUUAGUAUUGAUUCUUCCAUUAUUUUUCCAAAUAAUAAAUGAAAAAUUGCCAGAGAUUUAAUAGCUUUAUCCCCUGGGAUCACCACUCCAAAUCACAGGUAGAACUCUUUCUCUUUCAAUUCCAUUGAUGUCAGAUUAUCCAGAUAACUCCGCAUCUCUCCAUUUAUAACUUUAUUUUUGUUUUCCAAAAUCUCAGCUUUCUUGUUUGGUUGCUUCAUUUUCCCAUACACUUGUAUAGUGGGUUCUUCCAUUUCAUCAGUUGCUCUUUCUAGUUUUGCCAUGGUUUCGUCUCUCUGUCCCGCCAGUUCUUCGUUGUCUAGAGCAUCUAUAUCAUUUAUAAUCCCUUUUCCCAUUUCAUUCAUGUCUGGCUUAAUUUCAUUCCUCAUUUCAUUCAUCUCUGAUCUGUAAGAUUUUAUUUGUUCAGCAAAUAUCUGCUGAAGAAUGCCAAUAGUAAGCAGUGUGUCCAAAGCUGUUUUUCUUUCCUCUAUCGCUUUUUUAAUGGAACUUGCCAUACUGAAUGUUAAGGUUACUUAAAACAUAAAUGACACACAAUCGAUCUGACAUCUUCUACCCCCCAGAAAUUAAUGGUGAAGCUAUGCAGGAAUCUCAGCUAAAGCAUCUGUGACAGAUGGCCAUCCGACCUCUGCUUAAAAACCUCCAGUGAAGGCGAGUCCACCCCCUCUCAUGGGAGUCUUAUUGUCAAUACAGUUCUUCCUGAUGUUUAGUCGGAAUCUCCUUUUUUGUAACUUGAAUUCAUUGGUUUGAAUCCUACUCUCCAGAGCAGGAGACAACAAGCUUGCUCCACCUUCCAUGUGACAGCCCUUAAGAUAUUUGAAGAUGACUAUCAGAUCUCCUUUCAUUCGCCUCUUUUCCAGGCUAAACAUACCCAACUCCCUCAACCAUUCCUCAUAAGGUUUGUAAUAUGGGAGAAGCACCAACUUGCUUAAAAGAGGUCAACUUCACUGGGCAUAAUUGCCAGUCUCUUGGUCAUAUCUGAAGCAAUCCUUUGGAUCCCAUUCAUAAACUAGGCUUCUUAAAACACUCAUGUCCACCAAAGAUUCAGAUUCUAUGGUGAUUUCCACACACUAUUUAAACAAGAACAACCCAAAACAACUGGGAUUUGGCUGCUUAGGCUUAGCAGCUUUCAUAAAGUUUGUUUGAGUUGGCCUGUCAGAAAACUGAGGAAACAAAACAUUCCAGGAAUUUAUUUUUAUGCUCUGUUGAUGCCAACAGCAUUCUGAGUUGCACAGUGAGGUCUCAGGCACCGCCCUUCUUGAGAUGGUCUUAUGAAAGACUUAUGAUGUGAUACACCAUCAGUGCCUGCUCAUUCUGCUGAAUGAGGCCCUGUAUAUCUGCCACUGCCCUUUCCUGUUCUCUGCAGAUUAACAAACGAGGAGAGAUGAUUGACGUGCACAACCAAGUCCAGACUGUGACUGUCGGGGUUGCUUGCACCUCUUCCAGCAUGACGGUCCCCAACGUGCUGCUUCUGGCUCGCCCCACCUGCCCUCCCGAAGAGACACCCCAGAAGUUUAAAACCUUGCUCCGCCAGUCUUCCUCGUCGCUGGGAUUAGAGCUCACCAGGUAAGCCCAGCUCCCAGCUCCAUACGGAAAAUCCUGCAGAUGCUGCAAUGCCUUUCGAGGCUUCGUAACGUAAGACAGGCCACCAUUUUUAAUGGAUGGAGAUGCUGCAACUUGAACAGGUCAAACUCAUAGGUGAAGUGUUCAUGGUAUCUCUAGGUUGUUAAAAAAAAGCUUCACUUGUUCAUUUCUGCCUGUUACGCCACAGCUGUUCCUGGACUGAAGACUCUCGCAUUCCUUUUUUAAAAGGUUGGCAAUCUUACAAGGGUGAGUUUGGGGUAGGGGUGGACAGGAUAGGGUUGUAAAACCUAAAUGACCACACUAUGACUUCUGAAUUUUGUUUUAACUGUUUUUAAUCCUGAACUUUAAAUUGUCGUGAGGCGCCCUGGGACCUACUGGGUUUCCCCCCUGUAUUUUUUCGUGUAUAAGACGCCCCCAUGUAUAAGACGCCCCCUAUUUUGAAGGACUCCAAUUUAAGAAAACAAGGGGGAGAUGGCACAGAGUUGUUGUUUUUUGUGGGGGGGAUGCCAAAAAUCACUCCUUGCAAAAUCUGCCUCUCGUCUGUCCCCUCGCCGGCAGAAGCUGCCAAUCACCCGCCCAAUUGCCGCAGCGUCAGCCAAUCAACACCAGCUAUUGAUGCAACCAAUAACGCGCCCAAUAGUCACUGACAGCCACAGCAGGAACCUAUGCACUAUCCAUGUAUAAGACGACCCCCACUUUUUAGCAUAAUUUUAAAAUAAAAAAACCUAGUCUUAUACACGGAAAAGUACAGUACUCAUUAUGAUGGUGGGGUCCUUUAUCACGGCUCAUGGCUCAGCCAGUAGAGCAUGAGACUCUUAAUCUCUUAAUGAGAUUUGUGGGUUUGAGCCCCACAUUGGGCAAAAGAUUGCUGCAUUGCAGGGGGUUGGACUAGAUCAUGGGUAAGCAAACUAUGGCCCGGGGGCCGGAUCCGGCCCAAUCGCCUUCUAUAUCUGGACGGUCCGGGAAUCAGCAUGUUUUUACAUGAGUAGAAUGUGUCCUUUUAUUUAAAAUGCAUCUCUGGGUUAUUUGUGGGGCGUAGGAAUUCGUUCAUUUUUUUUCCUUUUCUUUUUCAAAAUAUAGUCUGGCCCCCCACAAGGUCUGAGGGACACGGCCCCCUGCUGGAAAAGUUUGCUGACCCCUGGGCUAGAUGCCCCUCAUGGUCCCGCCCCACUCUAUAAUUCUAUGUACUGCAGCAAAGUUGUCAGGCUCAUCCUUUGGACAGGGAAACUUGUCCAAGGUGGUGAUGUUUGGAGAAGUUGUGUUAUCCUUAUCCAUCUCCCCUCCAGUCAAAGGUAGCAGGCAUGCUAUGUGUGAGUGGAGAACAGGACAAGCGUUUUGGGCAACAGACUGAAAUUUUGAAUGAGACAGAAUGGGGUGAGGGAGAGAGAACUGAGCUGAAAACUUUAGGAGAACUUUGGGGUGCUAACUGCCUUACUGGAGAAGGACAGUUUUGGCUGUCUGUUCCUCCUCCACCUAUGCUCAACCUGUACAUUAUAUAUAUAUAUAUAUAUAUAUAUAUAUUACAACAAGUGACCUAAAGGAAACUGAACCCAGGCAAGCACUACAUCUCUGGAACAUCCUCGCUGCUUGGAGAAGUGGGGUGAACAGCACUGGUUUAAUUUAACAGCUCCCAUUUAAUACUCAGAUUCAAAGGCAGGCAAGGACCGUGGGCAGAUAGACAGCUAUUGGCAGGUAGGAGACUGUUAGCUUUGGCACUGCUGACAGCUUCCGUGACUGAGCGUGGCUUCAGUUCAGCCCUGCUUCCUGUCCUCUUUGGAUUCCUCAGUCCCCAAGUCCACAGCAAGCUGCCAUGCUGAGUUAGACCAUUGGUCCGUCUAGCUCAGGACUGUCUACACUGAUCUCUGUCUCCCACCCCUCUUGGCCAACUUUUCUUGGAAGGGUUUGUGAUCCUUCUUGGUGGGCUGGCCACUAACAAUGAAUGCUGAUCAAUGAGCAACCAAGGUCAUCUAGGAAUGGAAGGUGGCAGGUGGAGCUGAGUGUGUGUGUGUGUGUGUGUGUGUGUGUGUGUGUGUAUUGUCAGCUUUGUAUGGAAAAGCGAGGAAAAACAGAGGCAAUUUUGUAUUGUUGCAAGCACCUGCUUUGAAUGUGCACUGUGUACAUUUCUGGAGGGUUUUGUAUCAUUUGCUAGGUGUUUACUCAGUGGUCUUGAUGGUUGUUGGCUACCGGCUACUAGACAAGCCUCACUUGCUUGAAAGGGAUUGCAGAGCGCAGCCUGACAGUGCAGAAAUAUUUGUGUUUUUUUAAAUAGAUGAAGAACCCUGGACCUACUUGUCUAGAAUUUGGCAGGAUUUAUCCAUCCAGGCUAUGCUUGCAAAGUUCAUCCAGUUUUGCCAAACAGAGAACAAGAGAGAGGCUAAAACCAUUUCUUCAUUUUCCUCACUAAUAGUGAACUGGGAGGCACAAAAACUUCAUGUCUUUCUUAAUUGGGGUUCGGCUUUGGACCCCAAACUGAAUCAGACACCUUCUGAAGCUGUUUGGACCAAAUCGGGGCUGUUUUUGCAUGUGCAGAAUCAGCGUCCAAACUGAAUCACGCUCCUAAUUCUUCCUUUCCACCGCCUGCAGGCUUAUCCCUCUUCAUUUUGUCAAGAUCUCGCUCCACAACGCAGAGAAGAAGCAGCUGCGAUUCAAGCUGGCGAGCGGCCGCACCUUCUACUUGCAGCUCUGCCCCCAGCCUGGCGCGAAAGAGGAUGUCUUCAAACUGUGGGUCAAGGUGGUCAACAUGCUGCGGCCACCCUCGGACCAAGGGCCCCUAUUGCACAGCAAGAGCGAAGACCCGGGGGGGUCUGGGGAGGCCCUUACCGAUCGGACACAGGUGUGCAACUCUUUCUGUUUAUAUUGCGUAAUCGCUAUACAAGACACUUUGCAGGGCAACAUGAGCACAGGAAACUGGUCUAUCUAGCUCAGUAUUGCCUACACGGACUGGCAGCAGCUAUCCAGGAUGGCUGAGAGGGGUUUCUCCCAGGCCUCCAGGAAGAUGCCAGGGAUCAAACCUGGAACCUUCUCCAGAUGCUCUGCUAUUGGGCUACAGCCCUUCCCCAUGUCUCCAUGCCCCCUUGCUUAAGGUUACCAGAUUGUUUUUCCAAUGAAUCUGGGGACACUUUUCAAUUUCCUACUAAAUAGAUGGAUUUUGCCAGGGGACUGAUUUGUAAAUCCAGGGACUGUCCCUGGAAAACAGGGAUGUCUGGUAACCUUACCCUUGCUGCCUUCUUCCUUCUCCAUGCCCCCCUUGCUGCCCCAUACCAAUAUCUCCGAUGCUGCAGGAAGCUCAUGAGAGAGGUCUGGGGUGGGAAAAACAGAGAGAAGCAGUAAGAAGAGACUCAGAACUGAUUUGAUUCCCCUCCCACCUCUUAGCAACACAAUUCGAUCCUUGGAUGCUUUAAGCUGGUUGGACAUCCGUUGGAGAGAAGGCAGAGAGAGAGAGAGAGAGGAGUUAUCUUUUAAUUUACAAACAGCUUGGUACAUGCACUCACAUAUCACGAAGAACACGAAGCAGCCCCCAAAUCGGGUUGCUUCUCUUACAGCUCUUGCAGGAGUCUGUUAAAUCAGAUUUGUAUGAACAUUUCUGCUUUUUUAAAGAAAGAGCAAAUGGCAGUUUGAUUCCGUAAGCUGGGUGGAGGGUGGUAGGGAUGGUUGGUGGAAAAGGGACACACACACACACACACACACACACACACACACACACACACAAAGACCUGGGAUAUUUUCUGUGCUGCUCCACCCAUUGGUGUUGAUGGCAAGUGGUGGAAUAGCCAUAAGUAUGGUGAAGGAAGAGGCAGGAGUGUGUGGACCCUCAUGUGCCAAUUGGGCCCACAGAAAUGCUGCCUCUGAACCUUGCUUCCAAGACCACAGCCCACUCCAGACCCCGGCAGUGUGGUGUAGUGGUCAGAGUGUUGGACUAGCAGCUGGGAGACCUGGGUUCCAGUCCCAAAGCCACAAAGCUCGCUGGGUUCCCUUGAGCCAGCCACUGGUUCUCAGCCCAACCUACUUGGCAGGGUUAUCGUGAGGAUAAGAUAAGGGUUAGAAUUAUUUGGUGGUGCUUUCAACGGUCCUGAUCCAUCUGUCUGCCCCAGAGCCUGGGAUCCUUAAACCUAGAAGAAACAGUGAGCAUCCGUAGUAUCUAUUCACCCGCUGAAGUUCGCAGCCCUGCCCAAGAGGACGUCAGGAGCAGGCGCAGCCUGGUUUUUUCCAUGGGGAGCCAGCCCAGCUCCAGAGCCCCCAGCCCUUCUCCAUUUGAAAGCGAAGGAAGGACAACUGAGUUUGAGGAGCUGGGGGUGCCAGAGCCAUUGGAGCGCCCGCCCAGCACUAGGAGUCGGGGCAGUCAGCCCGAGACUGAGAGGAGCCCUAGGAUGAGCAGGUACUGGGUUAGGGCUUGUUUGGGAGAGGGGAGGGAGCUGGAAUUUGCAGGGCUCCAGCUCAAACACACUGUUUUGAAAAGCAGGAGAGAGAGAGCAAGCAACUCCUGGGAGGCAGUGGUGUGUAAUGGUCAGAGCAACAGACCAGGACAGUGGGAGACCUGGCUUCAAAUCCCCACCCGACCGUGAAGCUGAUCUGAGUGCCCUGGGGCCAGGCGCCAUACAGAGGCUGCGUACAUAGCAGACAUUGAAAGCGCAUUUCCCUAGGGACACAUGUGCACCCCCUGGGAAUGGCAACUUACCUCUCACAGAGCUACAAUUCCCAGCACCCUUCACAAACUACAGCUCCCAGGGUUCUUUGAGGGAAAGCAACGUGCUUUAAAUGUAUGCUGCGUGUACGCAACCAUAAAGUUGCUGCAAAGAUUGCAGGGGCAGGGGAUACCACAGAGAGCCACUGCCAUCACUUGGCAGUCAACCAAACCCUUUAGGAACCUGGAAGAUGCAAGUCAUGUCAGCCUGUAAAUGGAGAAGGGCGGCACCUGUAAGCCUCUGAGAUGUUGUUGGACUAGGAAUGAUUGGGGAUUAGCAAACCAGUAUCUAUUUGUUAUUUAAUCAAACGGUGAAAUGUAUUUUAUUGCUUAUUGCUUAUUUUUAUUUUCAUUAUUAUUAUUAUUAUUUCUUUUGUCCCACCCUUCCACAUACAGAUACCAGGGUGUCUUAACAACAUCUAAACACAACUUUUAGAACAGAAUUAAAACUAUUCAGUAUUGGAUUUGACAAAUAGCGUUGCAGCUCUGCAAUUUGGAAAACAGAUUUCAGUGGUGGUUACCCCCGGAAAGCUGAGUUUCAACCACCCCAAAUUGAAAUACAUCAAAUGUUGAAACUGAUUUUCGGACUUAGCAUUCAUCUGGACUUCCUUUUGUGCCAUGCUUUCCAGGCACAGGCCUGCACUUUAAAGCUCCCUGUCCAAGCAGUUGUUAUCACUGCACUUUCAUGGAAUCAUAGAAUUAUAGAGUUGGAAGGGACCCUGAGGAUCAUUCUAGUCCAAUCCCCUGCAAUGCAGGAAUCUGCAGCUGAGCCAUACGGGGAUCGAACCUGCAACUUUGGUGUUAUCAGCACCAUGCAUGCUCUAACCAACUGAGCUAUCCAGGCCCUGAGAACCCACAUUUUAAUGCUGAAUUGGAGCAAAUGGCAACUGGCAGAAAACCUGAUUGCCAUUUGCUCCAACUCAGUGGUAAAAUGUGGUUUUUCCUGGGGAAAGCGAUAGGGCGAAAAAACACCCGUUCCAACACAGAGCUUUAGAGUCUGGAUCUGUGCCUGCAAACAUGGCAUGAAAGGAAGUCUGGACAACCUUUAGGUAGCUUUCACCUCCAGUAUACAUAUGUUACUGGUUGUGGGCAUGCAUCUAGUGGGUUAAGAAACCAAGAGACCGGAAGGGGGGUAUUGAAGGCAAGCCUGCCUGCAUCCUAAAAAAUAACAUUGCAAGGUAACUAAAUUUGCCCAGGGAUCCAAAGCUGGGAAAAUUUCCCACGGUGGCCAUAGGGAAUUAUGAGGUGUCACUGGAUGGAGUGGUCUUGACGGGCUGUUCUCGUUUCAGGAAAACCAGUAAGAGCAGAAGUAGCAGAAGGAAGUCUCCCCGGAGAAGUAAGAGAUGCUAAACGCCCGUCGAGAGCCGACAGUUCUGCCCUUUGGUGGCUCCUGUCAAUCACCUUCCUACUCUAGCUGAUAACCAGCCCUGCUUAGGUUCUGAACUUAGGAUGACCACUUCUUGCAUUGCCAAAAAUGAGGAUAAAACAGGCCACAGUUUUGUCAUUAUGGUUGCUUAAAGAGAAAUGCAUCUCGCCAUAGUGUGACCAGUGCCCCUGGUUCAGUCUGCUGCCCAGGUGUUCACUGCUGAUGGGCGACAUCAAGUCUCUGUUCUUAGGCUUCUUCUUCUUCAAGCCAGACCUGGGCCAUGCAGCCCUUCAAAAGCCACUAUGAAGCCCCACAGUGGAGGCUGAUCCUUUAGGGCCCAGCGGUUCUCAACCUGUGGGUCCCCAGAUGUCGUUGGACUACAACUCCCAUCAUCCCUGAGCUCUGGCCUUGCUAGCUAGGGGUGAUGGGAGUUGUAGUUCAACAACAUCUCAACCACAGGUUGAGAAAGGCUGCUUUAGGCUAAAUGUUCAGUCUGUCUUCAGCAAGACUCCAUUUGUUUGCCUUCUUACUUACAACCAGUUUCCUAUCAGCUUCCUCCUCCUUAGUUUCAGUGUUGUCCUUAUAGACAUCAGCAGGGGUGAAGAUGGAGGCAAAACCAGAAUUAGUUGGCUCUGCCCAUCAUUAGAUCUAGCUCCCCCUACUGUUGGCCUCCUGCUUUACACCCUACCUGUUGGUGACAAGGGGAAAAAAUAGGUAUAAAAUGAGAAUUCAUUGGCUGCCUAGAUCUCGGCUCGGGACAAUUAUUAUUUGGUGGGAGAACCCCAGCAGAGAUUUAAAAUCACAAAAUAUGCAGCUAGGAAAACGUGGAUAUAUAUACUGUUGAACCUUUAAUACAUGCCCUUGUGAGAUCCAAAAUAGUCUCCUCUUCCCCCAGCAUAGAAAAAGACCACGUUUGGUAAGUUAAAAUGGUUUACUUACAAACUCUCCGAAGGUCAGAUUCAUGUACUCUUCCACACAGCAUUCAGAAAAUGUUGCAAAGGCAGGAAAGCCUGGCUUGGUUACAGAAGCCAAGUGGUAUAGGAACACAAGAAUGGCUUGUUAAAGCCAUGUGGUCUGAGCUUGGAGCAACCAGCUCAGACCUUCUCACAUGCUGAGGAUGUUGGUGGCCCCCAGCUUCUGACUUCUCUACCCACUAGGCCAUGCUGGCUUGAGAUGAUGGGUGUUGGAGACCAACAUCAUCUGGAAGGCUGCAAGCUUCCCAUCCCUGGAUUAGGCCUACACUAUCCCUCCUCUCCAUCACAGAACUACAAUUCCCAUAUUUCUCUAAGAGGAGGAAAUGGCUAUUAACUCAGUUUAAGUUAAUGGGUCUCUCUUUUUCAACUCAGGCUCCUAACCCUGCCUGCCUGAUCUUUCCAUCUCUCCCUUGUUUGCCUGCAUUCUGUGUCCAUGAGCAGGCCCUUGUGCUCCAGGGAGUCCUGUGUCUACUUCCUUUUCCUGUUUCCUCCGCAGGUUCAAGCCGGAAGCCCAGCAAGAUUAUCUCCCUCAUCAGAUCCUGCUCCUGGGGGAGGCGGAAGAGGAGCAAGAGCCGAGAUGCCAGGUCCCGGGGCAAAGGAAAGAAACGCUGAGCGGAAAGAAAGGAGAACCCAAAUUCUGGAGCCUCUUGGCUACCUCAACAUUACUAAAGAGACUGGUUAUAAU